Molecule: messenger RNA, 6303 nt
Organism: Vespula pensylvanica (western yellowjacket)
Lineage: Eukaryota; Metazoa; Arthropoda; Insecta; Hymenoptera; Vespidae
Gene: rod
Product: kinetochore-associated protein 1
Exons: 33
Coding region: 160-6288 (2042 amino acids)
Biological process (GO): mitotic sister chromatid segregation; protein localization to kinetochore involved in kinetochore assembly; mitotic spindle assembly checkpoint signaling
Cellular component (GO): cytoplasm; kinetochore microtubule; RZZ complex
Molecular function (GO): small GTPase binding
Source: RefSeq, a predicted model, not a curated record
UACACAUUGAUGAAAUCCAAUCUUUUUAUCUUUUGUAUGGAGCGUAAAUUUUUAAAUUAUUAAAUAUUUUACUUUGUAGUUGAAGAUAUUUGUUAUAGAAAUAUAUAAAAAAAUACAUUCUUUAAAUAUAUUACAUUUCAAUGAUGAAACAGUUAUAAAAUGGCUUUGUGGAAUAAUGUUUUAUCGGGUUUCGAUACAGAAGAUGAAACUAUUAAUUUUGGAACAAGAAUUGUUAUAGAAAGUAAAACAUCUAUUUAUGAAACUGUCACACUUGCAAGUGUUCAAGCGGAUGGAGAAGUCAAAAAUAAACCAAUUAUCCAAGCUUCUCUUCAAUAUACUAAACUAUGUAUAGCAGUUGAUAAAUCUAUCACAAUAUUUGAAGACGAAACAUGCCAGAUUGUAUUGCUAAGUAUAGGUUUCGAUUCUUUAAUAACAUGUUAUUGUAUAUCAAAAGAUGAAGAAUUUUUAUACGUUGUAUUGAAAAAUGGAAUGUUGUAUUGUUUACAUUUAUCAGAUAGUGGUGGGGUUAUUUUUUCUAUAAAUAUAUUUGAUCUUACGGAUGAUUACUCUAAUAUUAUGAAAAUAUCGAUAGAGAAAGAUAAUAACGAUUCAACACAAGUUAUUCUUAUUAACAGAAAAGGUGUUAUUUACAGAAUUUCAUUAUUUUCUGUAGAAAAACUUAUUUCUACUGAUGCUGAAAAUGAUGAGUUAUUACAGAAAGAAUUUAAAAAAAAUAUACAGUGUACAACAAUAUUUGAAGGAUUUGAAAAAAAUGAGGAAUUGUGUUCAGUAGCUGUAAUACCAGAUAAUUCAAGUAUAAUUCUCAUAGGAAGAAAUAUAUGUUUUGUUUGGCCAAGUAAAAAUUAUUGUAACAUGAGUGCUUUACCAUAUAGUUAUAAAAAAGUCCAAAUUUUUAAAAAUCUUAAUGCAAUGUUAUGUUUACAUACAGAUAAAUUUAUGAGUAUAGUAUGUACUAGAACAUUAAUUGGCAAAAAGGUUUAUAAGGAACCGGUUAUAGAUUUUAUGAUAGUUAAUGAUGAAAGUAAUAAUCAUCCUGACAUUUUAUUUCUAUUAGAAAAUGAAAAUACUGAUAUAUUUACUUUACGUUUGGUUUCUUUUCCUGAGUUUGAGCAAAAGUUUCAAAUAAAUGUACCUACAACUACGAAUUUAGUAGACACUUUAAAUUCGUCUAUUGGAUCAAUAUUAUUUAUAGAAGGGAUUAUCAAUGACACAAACAUAAAUACAAUUAGAAUAAAAAGUAUAGUAGAAAGUGCUCCCAACUUUCGCUUAGAAAGAUUAUUGAAAAGAAGACAAUUUAAAGAAGCAGAAACAUUUGCAAAAAAAUUCAGUCUAUCUUUGGAAAGUAUUCACAUUUCAAAGGCAAUAUUAUUCACUGAACAGCUUAGUCCUUGGGCUAAGGAAACAUCAGAUUUAAUUAAUUUAGAUACACUAAUAAACACAUUAAAUCAAAUAAAUGAUUUGAAAUUUGUAAUUAAUUGUUGUACAAAUGCUAUUAUGUUUGAUUAUAAGCAGAUGAAAAAAUUACUUUUAUAUGCAAGACAAAGAAUUAUCGAUAAUAGUAAGGAUAAUAUGUACAUAAUACAAAAUGAACAAUUAAAUCUUCUUAGAUCUAUAAAUAUUGCCAUUCAUAAAUUAGAAACUUUUGAAAUACUUUGUGAAACUUUAGUAGCUAAUGAAUAUACAGCCGAUCAAAUUUUAGAUGAAUGGAUACGGUUUUCACGAGCUGAUUUAUUAGAAGAAUGUAAAAUUCGUUUGGGUAUGGGAGAACUUGAAGCGGCAGCUUUGAUCUGGUCCAGACAUUUACCAGACAUGGAAAAAAAUCUAUCAAUGGAAACUGUACAAGAUAUUUUUAAAACUAUAUCAGAUAAAAUUUCUCUAACCAUUCUAUGGCCAUGGUUAUCAAAUUUCAUACCUUCUAUAUUAUCUUUACUACCUGAAGCGAUAAAUGAUAUUAUUACUUGGGGUUGUAAAAAAAUAAAAUCUUUGGAAAAUUUUCAGUCCGAAUUAUGGCCACAAAUAGGCAUAGACUUUGCUACGAAAUUUUUAACUUUGUUAAAAUUUGAUAAAAAUUCUCCAUUAUACUUUUACAAAGAAAAUAUCAAUGAAAAUUCAACAUUUAAAUUGUUUAUGAAUAUAAUUCAAGCCUUAUAUGAUUUAAAGCAAUUGAAAAUUAAUCACAGGAUAAAGAUAUCUAUUAAUUCUUACAUUGGUGAACCAACAGAUGUAAUAUAUUUGUUACUGAAUAAAAUACCUAUUGAAAGUAUUCACGAAUUGGUAGAAAAAUUUUUGAAACAAUAUAUACUUAAUCAUUCUUUAGAAAAUGAUCUUGUCUUUUCUUCAUACAUUCAAAAACUGAUAUAUAAUUCGAAAGAUUGGUGGUCAUGGGAAGAAGCUCCAUGGGAGAGAAGAGUCACUACUAUUAUCAUGUUUAUACAUAAUGUACAGAAUCGACUUAAACUAACUCUAGAAAUAUUAAAGAAAGCUCCUGUUCCAUGGAGUUCAACUAUAUCUCAGUUAGCAGAAAUAAGUAUAAAGUUUGAACAUCCUUUAUCAACAAAAAUUAAAAUUGAACGUGAUUAUGUACCAAUAAAAUUUAUAUUGAAGAAAUAUGGCUAUGCAAAUAUAGGCAUAAAUGAUAAAUUAAUAUUUUAUAUUAUUAAACAAAAUCGUAAAGAAAUGUUAAAUGAUCUAUACGAAUUAACUAAGAAUAAUUUAUUAUUAAGAAAAAAAGCAUUUUCCUCUUGUAUUAAUUAUUAUUUGACGCGAAGAAAUUUUGAGAUAACGUUUCAAGUUUUAAACAAUUUGGAAGAUGAUAUUGCCCUUUAUUGCUACGAACGAAUUGUUAAUUAUAUUGUUUCUAGUUUUACUUUAAAGGACAUUCCUGAAUCUAUAGAACAUUAUUUUGAAUGCUUAAGUUGGAUUAACACAAAAUUACAAGAUAUGUUAACAAAAUCUAAAAUUCAACAAUACUAUUACAAUGGCGUUGUAAAUAGAAUUGAUGCUGUUAAAAAUUUAUAUCAACUUAAGAAGGAAUUCAAUGUUAUCAUUCCACUUGGUAAAUUAUAUACUGGGAAGGAUGAAAUAUUACAAAUUUGUAUCACAAAUUUGAGUCAUGAGUUAAAUGCACAAUCUUUAUCUACUUUAACUGCAUAUAGAAAAGCUGUUAAACUUGCAAAUAUUUUAAAAUUGCCAAGAUUAAAGAUUAUAUCUGUAUUAUUAGAACAUACAAAAAAUAUUGACAUAUUAAAACAUUUAACAGGAUUUGAAAAAACUAAUAUUGACAUAAUGGCAAAUGAGUGUAAAUACGUGAAAGAUAUAUGUGCAGUAACUUUACAUGAUACAAAACUAAAUGUAGAAACUGCAAAUAUUAUCAAAAACUUAUGUGCAUGUGCAUUAAACUGUUGUGAUGGAUAUGAAAUAGAAUGUAUACUUAAGUGUUAUAAUUUGGCAGAGUUAUAUUCCAAAUCUUUAGCUAAACAUUACACAAGUCCUAUAGAUGCAAGUUCUGAAGAAAUGCAUAAAUCACAAUGGAAAUUAUAUACAAUAUAUGAAGAUCUUGCCAUAUCAUUGGAUCCAUCAUUAUUUACUGUAAUAGAAGAUGUAUUAUCUAUUGUUAUGAUAUAUGCAGACUUCAAAACUAUAUCAUACAAAGAAAAAACAAUUAAAAAAGAUUGGAUACAAGAGCAGAAGACAAUAGAAGAAUUACUGAAUAGUCUACUUAAAAAAAUAAAGGAAAUUAGUCUUGUACAUAAUGAGUAUGCAGUAUUCAAAAUUAUUAAAACAUUAUACUUCAGUUUUUGUUUUUCAUCAAGGAUGGAACAAAAUAUAUUAAAUAAAAUACAAUCUUUGUUAUCACAUAUUAUAAAAAGCUUAUUGAAAAGAGUGGUAAAUGCUCCAAAAUUUGAUUUACAACUUGGUUUGUCCUGUCUUUUUACGUUAUCUGAUCAAGAAGCAUCUAAAUGGCUUUCUACAACAUCUAAGCUAUUACAAACUGAUUACUCAAGACAUGCUACAAUUUCAAUAUUAGGUUACGAAUACUUUCGCUUUCAAAAAAAUCAUUCACUUCUGGAAUCAUUUGAAUGGUACAAAAUGUUACAUUAUUGGGCACAGAGAUUGUCUACUUAUUCAAUUACAUAUAAAGAGAUUUUUACCAGUGAUAAUGCAGAAAAAAGACAAAUAUUAACACGUUUAAUGAAUUACAAUAAUCACAACAUAAUUCCUUUGCUACAAGAUUUCUGUAAAUGCUUUGGAUUUGAUAUAGAUGAUUGCUUAAUACUUUAUCUACAGGUAUUAUUAAAUACUUGGAAUCCUACAUUUACAAUUUCUUUUUGUAAUGGGAAAAAAGAAUUGCAAAUUUCCCAAGACGAGGUAAACAAAUUAAAAGCAAAAUGUACUGUUGUAACCAAAAAAAUUGUAGACAAAAGUACAUUAAAGCAAUGUGCUCGAAAUAUGUUAUCAGAAAUUAAUUUCUAUCACUAUGAAGCAUCUAUUAUUUUAAUGGAUCUGAUGGGAAUAGGAACGAGUGAAACAAGAAAUUAUUUUUGGUUUCUGCAAAAUUAUACACGAUAUGGGCAACCUACAUUAAUAGAACAAGAAGAAUGGAUACGUCUUAACCCAGAAUAUAAGUCAUUACCUGCUAUUGCAGAAUAUAGACUUCCUUUUUUACCCAAAGUUGACAUCUGGAAACUCAUAACGUCUGAAUUAAAUUUGAAAACUUAUGAAAAAUGGUUAACUAUUGCAUCUAUUAUCAAAUUAGAACCACAUAUAAUAUGUUCUGUAGCUAUAAAGCAAGAAGUUAUUCAAGAAUGGGGACCUUUGAAUAGAACUACAGAAUGGUCACUUCAUUCUAAGAACAAUAUCUUCCUGGAAAAUGUACUGAAGUGUAUAGAACGAAUGGGACCAAAUGCAUUAUAUUAUGCAACUGCUGCACUAUACUAUGUUGUAAAUCAUACACCUCCAGGAGCAGAUCGAGUUGCUGCAAUACAACAAUGUUUUACAUAUGCUGAAACAGCAGUUCAACAAUCUACAAACUUCGAAGAAGACUUAUUAGAAAAAAUACGAUUUAAAUAUCUAAGAUUUACAGCUGAACAUAUUUUACGAAUACAUGGUUUGGGAAAAGAUGCUUAUAUCUCUUUGAUUUCACAUCCACCUAAAUUAGUUAAAGCAUUGUAUAUGGAUGAAAGUAUACCAUUAAGAUACAGAAGCGUUAUUGAUCUUAGGCCUGAUAUUAAUUUAGCCGUUGACGCUUUAGGUCGUCUUUUUAAUUUGAAUUUAGUCAAAUUGCGUUUUCAGUUACUUCAAGAAUGGUUACAACAAGAUUCUGAACAGAUUAGAUUCGAUCAAAGUUUUACAGAUGUAUUUUCUAAUUUGACUCGCCCAGACAUCAGUACAGUUUCUGGUAAUAAUCUAUGCAGAGCUUGUUACAUGCUACAGCAUGGAGAUGUAAAUUUAUCUGUACAUCUUCUAAUAGACAUAGGUUUUGGAGAAAAUAAUGAAAAUGAUUAUAGCUCUGAAAUGCGAUAUAGAGCGUUAGACGUUUUGCAAUCUAUUAUAGAUCCAACAACUUUACAACAGCUUACUAAGCGAGAAAUAACUACUAUUAGGCAAUAUACGAAAACUUUAAAAUAUAUAAGUAAAUUGGAAGCCUUAGGAUUGGGAUACAAUAUAACUACGUUUGAAACAAGUUCUAAAAAUGAUCUUGUACAGAUGUUGUUAAAUACUCAAUAUUAUUCACGACAAGCUUUAAUUUUAAUUGUAGAAAUUUGUACAGAUUACGAUAUAAAUGAUUAUUCCAUUUGGGAUAAAAGUUUGACACAAAUGGCUACAUUAGUAAUGAUAAACGAAUUAAUGGAAAUUUUACCACGGAUACGUAAUACGAGCAUUGUCACAACGUGCAAAGGAUAUAAAUUAGCUUGGCAAUGUAUUAUAAUAGAACCAUUUAGUAAAAUGGAUAUACCACCAUCUCCAGAACAAAUAGAUGCUUGUAUAAUGGCAUUCUGUCUUCUAUAUUCGUGUCCUGUUACAUACGAGUUAAAAUUCAAUGAUAUUUUAAACUAUUGUUUUCAAUGUCAACAGCCACAUUUAGCAAUUGCAUUCUUACCAUAUUUAGAUAUAGUUGAUAAAAAGUAUGUUUUUGAUCAUAUCCAAUCUUUUACAAAUAUUCAAGAUAUUAUUGAUAAUUUAAAUGAAUUGUCAUCAAAAGGGAUACUUGGAAUUCCAUAUUGUAUUACAAUAUUAAAAAAAAAAUAUAGAGAAAACAGAAUUUAAAUAAUAAUACUAUCA